AUGCCGGGGAAAGGAAAGGGUCUCGUCGCAAUUGAAAAGAUCUCUAAGGGCACGCGAAUUCUCUCUGAAGAGGCCGUCGUUACAGUCAGUGAAUCGGUCGGCAGCGAGCGGCUUCGAACAUCCAUCUGUAAGCAAGUUGAAGCCCUUAGCGAAAACCAGCGGCGAGACUUCCUAUCCAUAUACAAUAUCCACCUAUACAGGAAUGCUGCUAAAGAUCAAGGGGCAAUCUUCCUAGAAGCAUGUCGCAUUAACCACGCUUGCGAUAAUAAUACACAGAAGAACUGGAAUAAAAAGAUCAAACGACACACAGUGCAUGCUCUGAGAGACAUUAACAAAGGCAAAGAGAUCACGAUAACUUACUUAGCCCCUCUUAAGAACCGCAAAGCCCGGCAGAAGGCUCUUCAGGAAAAGUUCGACUUUACAUGUUUGUGCUAUCUCUGCUCCUUACCGCUAGAGCAGAGCCAGGAAAGCGACAGGAGAUUAGAGGAGAUCUACCGCUUAGACGGACGCAUCUUCGCGGAGAGGGCGGCCACGCUAGCUAUCAAAUACGGAGCUCUAGCACAAGACCCCUCGAAGUACGAGCUAUUCGGAGUCUUAACGAAGUGGAAGACGAAAAGCCGUACGACAUUCCCCGGGUUUACUGAUCUCCUAGACGAGAAUAAUAUCGACCUGGAGUUUUAUGAGAGAAGCAAUAUAGAGAUCAAGGAUAUUAAUAGUACGAUAAUUUCGCUAUACUUCUAUACUAAUAGCCGAGGCAUUACUAUUCUCUAUACAGAGCGCCACGCAUUUAUGUUCUGUGAGCCCGGUAUUUGCUAUAAGGAUCCCUAG
This is a messenger RNA of Hyaloscypha bicolor E, 828 nucleotides long. Its product is annotated as SET domain-containing protein. Gene Ontology annotation, molecular function: protein binding. The coding region runs from base 1 to 828 and encodes 275 amino acids. The record is from RefSeq and is a predicted model, not a curated record. NCBI's taxonomy places the organism in Eukaryota, Fungi, Ascomycota, Leotiomycetes, Helotiales, Hyaloscyphaceae. The transcript has 7 exons.